AUGUUGACCCACUUUCGGGCCGAGGACGCACCUGCAGAUCCCGUCCACGAACACGAGGAACAAGGAGAGGGGACAGGACCCUGCCGGAGUACAGGGCGGGUGCCAGAAAACAAUCCCCACUGUCCCCCGUCCUGGAUUGACGUGUUGGUCGUUGAGGCCCCUUGGCCCUGGGACGAGAACGCCUUCGUGGUAGCGUCCCGUGUCGGGAAACAUGAUAUCGUCUAUCUCAUACUCGCGAGUCGAUUCAUCAUCGGGUACUUGAGCAUACCCAUGUGGGCCGAUCCAUGGACCGCGCUUGCCCCCAACGAAUCCACUGCGAUGAACGGGAAUCCGACGGGGAGCAAGCGCUUGAUCGAUGCGAGAACUCGGCACCCCGCGACUGAUCACCUCGACCUCCGCCCGACGACUGAGGAAUGGAGCGGGGCAAAGAGCAGCCGUAACCCAAAUGAAAACUAUAUUUCCUUGAACAUGAAACAAAAGAAGUUUUCACGAGGAAAGAAGAAAGUGAAUGUGAGGAAUAUGAAGUACAAACAAUGGAAACAGCGAGUGAAGCAGCAAAACACAGAGAGCGGAACCACAUCAGCCUCAGAAGCCACAGCGGAGAACGACCCGAAGGAGCCCAAGACCAAGCUGAGUGCCUUGGAAGAACGCAUGAAAAAUUCCACUUGUUUCUCAUGUUCCAAAAAGGGCCAUUGGGCCUCAAAUUGUCCUAACAAGGGAAACAGUGACUUUGGCCAGGUGAAUGACUCUGGAAAACAAACUGACCCUAAAGGAGCCUGGAAUCAACGUGUUCAUCAUUUGAGGAGACACUACUACUAUAAACGCCAUGGCAGGUGGGGGAAAUGAAAUCAGCAGGAGCCAGCCUUCAUUCAAGGUUCUGGGAUGUCUUCAAUUACGAACAACAUUGCUCAAUUUUUGCUAUUUUUUAUGUGUUUCAUGUUCUAUGGG
This is a messenger RNA of Darwinula stevensoni, 948 nucleotides long. The record is from the annotation of a GenBank genome assembly. NCBI's taxonomy places the organism in Eukaryota, Metazoa, Arthropoda, Ostracoda, Podocopida, Darwinulidae.